Symbiodinium sp. CCMP2592 is the source of this 1851-nucleotide messenger RNA. NCBI's taxonomy places the organism in Eukaryota, Dinophyceae, Suessiales, Symbiodiniaceae. The record is from the annotation of a GenBank genome assembly.
AUGACAGGCGUGAACUUUUUACAGCGGAGUGCUGUGUCCGCCCCGCAAAAAGCCCUUACGACCGAACGCUGCCUUCGCUUCAUGCACAUACCGAAGACAGGGGGCACCAGCAUCGAUGCAGCGAACAUCUAUCUCCCAGCGGGACACCAUGCUUUUGACUCCAUCAUGUUGCAAGCUUUCUUGCGCGCUGAUCCGAAGGAAGUUGACAUGGGCGCGAUGUUCGACCUGGCGCACAGCAGCUCACUGGCAUAUGACAUCUUCUUCGCCACGCAUCCCGGCGCUAUGCGUGAAAUCCCACCUAACGGACCGGAUGCAUGUGAGGAGGUGCACACUCCGCCCCCCCGCAGCGCUGAGAUUCGGCAGUUCUUCCGGGAUCCGAAGUGCACCACGUUCUGUGCCGUGCGCGAGCCCCUCAGCAGAUACAUGGAAGCUUUUAAGAUGUUCUACAACGAGUGCGAUGCGCAGUCUUUGGAGAGUCGCACUUUGGGACUCCUCUCUGAACUCCGCUCGCGCCCAUACAUGAACAACUGCAUGUUCAUCACGCAAGCCGAGUAUGUGUACGGUACAUCUGACGAGACUGGGGCAACCCCGCGAUUCUGUCAGCGCAUCCUGCAUACUGAGAACCUGACAGAAGGCUUUGCUGCAUUGAUGGCCGAGUUUGGACGUGAUGUCAAGCUGCCAGACACACAUUUCAUGGCCAGCUGGACGGACCACUGCAACAUGACGGCUGAUGACCUGACUCCCAGAACGAGAGCCGCUCUUUACGAGCAUUUCAAGGCCAGUGCCCUUGAACGAGCCCUUGUGAAAGGACUCGCCAAGGACUUGCAGCUGAGCUCCCUGCCGAAAGUCCUGCAGAACAAUGUCUGCGUGCCAGCGGGAUGUUCUCAGCAAGACAUAGCGGACAACGUGCUGCCACUUUUUUAUGAGGCAGUACUGUUUCGUCACUGGUCUGCCACCGUAGCCGUCGCGCGGAGCAGGAAUUUGCUGCUGAACGUGGGCCCCUUCGUGAGUAUCCACGAGAUGGGACAUUGGCAGGAUCUCCAGUUGGACUUCGCCAUCCUCGGCGUGGACCACUGUGGGACGACUUCGCUGCAUCGGCACCUUAGCGAGCAUCCGUCAAUCGUGUUCGCAGAAGAGGGUGAGGACUGGUUCUUCUGGAACAAGGCGCGACGGCUUCUCCCGCAUCGCUCGUGGAUCUCCGAUUUUGAGAGUCGAAUGGCCGCGGCAGCUGCCGCCAAGAGGACCUUGACAGGAUCUUCGCCCAGAAUUGGUGGUAUUGUCAAUCCACGCUUCUUCUUCAACGCUCUUCUGCGCAAAGCCCUCUCCCUCAUUCCACAGCUGAAGGUCCUGGUCAUCGUUUGCGACCCACUGGGCCGGCUGGAGCGGCGGUACGCCGACUUCUCCGCCUGUGCUACGCGAGGGAGCGUUGGUCCGGACCAUCCUCCUUGCUCGGAGCAGGUGCAAGAUCUGCUCGAGCACCGGCACGCACAGCUCGACUGGCUUUGGCGCUCAUCCGAGACAGAGCAGCCACUGACGUCAACUUUUCAACUUUUCAGUCACCGUACACUCCUUUUGCAUCGUGACUGGAUGCGCGAUGCACCAGGGCUCUUCUUCCAGGGGGUGGCCAACUUCCUCGGCGUCUCCUGGGAGGAGCUUCCAAGCUUCCGACGAUUCAAUGCAUGGGGCGGUCAUCGGACGGACCUUUGCCGCAACAGGACACUGACUCGGGCCUUGCGCAUAGCGUUGGAGCCAGAGUAUGCCGCUCUUCAGAGGUUCUUGGAGCUUUCCGGCGCUUUGCCCAGUGCCCUGCGCCUACGCCGCUCGCGAUGCGAGGAGGCCACGAGCUACUGA